UUUCCUUGUUUAUUUCCUGUGUAGAAUCUUUGAUAAAAACCUCUCUGAUAACGAAAUAAAAUGUCGGAGGAAACCUCAUCAUUAUCACUACGUAUCGAAUAUAGGGUUCCAAAUUUAAUGAAUAUAUUUUUACUCCAUAAUAUCAUCCCGCUAAUCGUCUACUCGUUGCUUUUCCGAAUGGCACGACAAUAUGUGAAGGCUAACUUUUGGUUGAAAUUUGAGGGAUUCAAGCGAUACCGUUUGCAAAACCUCACAGUCUGCUGGCUGCACGCUGUCAUUGUUGGAGGUGGUGAUCUGAUUCUGAUGUUCAGUCAUCCUCAUGAGAUCUUUCAUGACGUCAUCGACUGGUACAAUCCCAUUGCCGCUCAGCUCCCAUUGAUCUCGGUCGCCUAUUUCUUUCAAGACGCCUUUGACAUGCUGAUGUAUGAAUGGAAUAGCUAUACAUUGGAGCUGCUGCUUCAUCAUUUUGCAACGUGUGCCGCAUUGGUGGCUCCCGGGCUGACUGGAAAGUUCACACUGGCAGCCGGAUGGGCUUUGUUGAUGGAGGUCAACAGCAUCUUCCUUCACGCCCGAACAAUUCUUCAAAUCUGUGGCCUUUCCACCCAAUUUCCUGGAGUAUUCCGUGUUGUCGUCUACUCAAAUAUCAUCAGCUUCUUCUUCUUCCGUAUCGUCUCUCAAAUUCUCUGGACAAACUGGGCAAUUUACAAUGUUCCUGGUCUUCAUUGGUAUUAUGUGCUUGUCGGAUUGGGUGGACCCAUCAUAUUUGGUUGUAUCAAUGGAAUGUUGUUCUUGAGACUUCUUGCUUCUGACGGAUUUUUGACCGAAAAACUUCGAGCGAGAUUUGCAAUGACUCGAGACAAGAAUGAUGAUCAAGAGAAGAAGAAGGGAAAUUAGAAUUUCGGAUCUUAUGAUCUUACUAGAAUAAUUUUCAUCUAUUGUACGGUUUAUAAUUUACGGGAUAAAAAAUAAAGAUUUU
This is a messenger RNA of Caenorhabditis elegans, 976 nucleotides long. It is a transcript of the gene F41H10.5, whose product is annotated as TLC domain-containing protein. Gene Ontology annotation, cellular component: membrane. The record is from RefSeq and is marked reviewed. Lineage: Eukaryota; Metazoa; Nematoda; Chromadorea; Rhabditida; Rhabditidae. The coding region runs from base 61 to 894 and encodes 277 amino acids. The transcript has 4 exons.